Penicillium soppii is the source of this 993-nucleotide messenger RNA. RefSeq names its product cobalamin-independent methionine synthase II family protein. Gene Ontology annotation, molecular function: zinc ion binding; 5-methyltetrahydropteroyltriglutamate-homocysteine S-methyltransferase activity. The transcript is spliced from 3 exons. NCBI's taxonomy places the organism in Eukaryota, Fungi, Ascomycota, Eurotiomycetes, Eurotiales, Aspergillaceae. The record is from RefSeq and is a predicted model, not a curated record. Bases 1 to 993 code for a protein of 330 amino acids.
AUGACGCCUCAAAUCCACCGCAAUCCACCUUUCCGCGCAGAGCACCUGGGCUCGCUCCUCCGAACUCGCGAGCUCCUCGACGCAAAGACGGCCUUUGAGGACAGCCAGCUUUCCGAGUCUGAUCUCACUGUGAUUGAAAAGAAAUAUAUUCAGGAUAUCGUGAAAAAGCAGAAAGAACUUGGAUAUGUCGCUCUUUUCGAUGGAGAAUACUGCAGACACAAGGCGAAGAGCGUCAAGCUCACCAUCGCUGCCCCUAACUGGUACCACUUGCGGUACAAAGAGGGGUCAGCCUACCCCAAAGACAUUUACGCAUCCGACGAGGAAUACUUCGCCGACAUUGCUACAGCGUACCAAGAGGAGCUAAAGAUCCUGUACGAGGCCGGCUGCGGGAACGUUCAAUUUGAUGACCCUAAUCUCGCUUAUUUCUACUCCGAAAAGAUGCUGGAUGGAUGGAAAGCCGAUCCAUUGAAUAUUCGAUCCGCCGAUGAUUUGUUCGCCGAAUACAUCAAGCUCUAUAACAGUUUACUCUCCAAUCGCCCUGCUGAUUUCCACAUUGGUGCACACAUCUGUCGCGGAAACUUCGUUGGCAGCCGUCACUUCUCUGAGGGCGGCUAUAAUCGAAUUGCACGGAGGCUUUUCCGAGAACUCAAUGUCGACACUUACUACCUCGAGUAUGAUACACCUCGUGCUGGAGGCUUCGAGCCUUUGAAAGAACUAUCCACUUAUAAGAACGUGAUUUUUGAAGUUGUGACUAGCAAAUUCCCCGAGCUCGAGGAUAACGAUGAAACGAAGACGCGCAUCUAUGUGGCUGCCCAGUUCAUUGCUGAUGGAAACGAUAUCACUAUUGAUGCAGCACUCAAUCAGAUUGGCAUCAGCCCUCAGUGCGGAUUUGCCAGUCACCGAGAGGGCAACUCCAUUGAUUACGUGGGCAUGAUCAACAAACUGAAGCUUGUCCGCGAGAUUGCCAACGAAGUCUGGCCCGGUCAAUCGUGA